Molecule: messenger RNA, 312 nt
Organism: Strongylus vulgaris
Lineage: Eukaryota; Metazoa; Nematoda; Chromadorea; Rhabditida; Strongylidae
Source: the annotation of a GenBank genome assembly
AUGUAUUUCCCUAUCAUAAAAUAUUGGGUACCAAUCAACUGGGCUCUAGCCAUUGUUUCUGAUGCGUUCAAGAAGACUUAUAUAGGCAAUCCCCCUUCCUUAACUUUGAUAAUAAGGGAAAUUAAUACAUUUCGUGCAGGGCUCGCCCUACUGUGCAACUACGACUGGGUACCAAUACCGAUAGCAUAUCCACAAGUGGUAUUCCUUGCUGUACGCUCAUACUUUAUCAUUUGUUUGGUUUCUCGCCAAUAUCUCAUAGGAGAUGGAGCGCCAACUCGUGAAAUGGUAUGUUUUCCCAAAAAGAAGGAAUGA